AUGAGGAGAGUCGUGGUGACUGGAUUGGGCGCCGUCACGCCGCUUGGAGUGGGCGUGAGAAGAAUAUGGACUCGCCUGCUCGACGGCCACUGCGGCAUCGUCUCUACCCGCCACCUCGGCGACGAGUUUAGGGGACUGCCAAGUCAAGUCGCCGGUCUGGUCCCCCGGGAUGUCUCCAGACCUGAUACCCCGAAAACCACUUCGACUGCUGAAGCCGGAGUGUGGAGGGCAGAAGACCACCUCUCCCCCACGGAAAUCCGCCAGACCGCCCAGUUCGCACAAUACGCCCUCGCCGCCGCCGAGGAAGCAUUCCAAGACGCGGGCUUCAAGGAUGGCAACAAUUUCGACCCCGAGAUGGCCGGCGUCACGCUCGGUUCGGGCAUAGGAAAUCUCGCGGACCUGUACGACACGUCGCUCGCCUACGCCCAGGGUCACAACUAUCGCAAGAUCCACCCGCUGUUCGUGCCACGGCUGCUCAUCAACCUUGGCGCCGGACAUAUUUCCAUGCGCUAUGGUCUCAAGGGCCCGAAUCAUGCGGUCACGACGGCUUGCACCACGGGAGCGCACUCUGUCGGCGAUGCCGCGAGGUUUAUCCAGGCAGGGGAAGCGGACGUGAUGAUCGCGGGUGGGGCGGAGAGCUGUAUCCACCCGCUUGCGAUCGGGGGAUUCGCCAGGUCGAGGAGUUUGGUGACUGCUUUCAACGACGCGCCCGAAAAGAGCUCGCGGCCGUUCGACAAGGACAGGGCGGGCUUUGUGAUUGGCGAAGGGGCUGCUUGUCUGGUGCUCGAGGAACUCGAGCACGCCAAAACCCGCGGGGCGCGCAUCUACGCCGAACUCAUCGGCUACGGUAACUCCGCCGACGCGCACCACUUGACUGCACCGCUGGAAGAGGGCGGGGGUGCCCUUCUCGCCAUGAAGAAGGCGCUCAAACAGGCGCGGAUCCUUCCUUCGAAGGUGGAUUACGUCAACGCACACGCAACGUCGACGCCGCUGGGAGACCAGGCGGAGAACAAGGCGAUCAAGGCGCUUAUGCUGGGUGAACAGGGCAAAGCCGCCGCGAAGGACGUCAACGUGAGCAGCACGAAAGGCGCAAUCGGGCAUCUCCUGGGCGCCGCGGGUGCGGUGGAGGCCCUGUUUACAGUUUUGGCUAUUCAUGAGAACGUGAUGCCCCCGACGAUCAACCUCGUCUUCAAGACCGAAGACUUCGACUGCAACUACGUUGCCAAUGAAGCCCAACAGGCCCAAAUCACCGUCGCGCUGACCAACAGCUUUGGAUUCGGCGGGACGAAUUCGAGUUUGUGCUUCAGGAAGUGCGAGUGA
Cladophialophora yegresii CBS 114405 is the source of this 1320-nucleotide messenger RNA. RefSeq names its product 3-oxoacyl-[acyl-carrier-protein] synthase II. The coding region runs from base 1 to 1320 and encodes 439 amino acids. The record is from RefSeq and is a predicted model, not a curated record. Gene Ontology annotation, molecular function: 3-oxoacyl-[acyl-carrier-protein] synthase activity. The transcript is spliced from 3 exons. NCBI's taxonomy places the organism in Eukaryota, Fungi, Ascomycota, Eurotiomycetes, Chaetothyriales, Herpotrichiellaceae. Gene Ontology annotation, biological process: fatty acid biosynthetic process.